Mercurialis annua (annual mercury) is the source of this 1560-nucleotide messenger RNA. RefSeq lists its product as uncharacterized. The transcript has 3 exons. The record is from RefSeq and is a predicted model, not a curated record. Lineage: Eukaryota; Viridiplantae; Streptophyta; Magnoliopsida; Malpighiales; Euphorbiaceae. Bases 1 to 1533 code for a protein of 510 amino acids.
AUGACGACAAAUGAGCUGCCAGCCCUAAAAAUUUAUUGGGAUGGUACAAUAUUAUCGACUCCGGGUGGAGUUGAUUAUGUUUCCGGUAAAUCAGAACUGGUUGAGCUGACGAGUGUAGUGAAUUUUGCACAACUACAAGUCGUAAUUAGAAGGGUAAUUGGGCUGAACGAUGCUGACGAGAUAGUUAAGAUUUAUCUACGAGUGCCUCGGUUCGAUGAACAUGGAAGAUUUCAAAAAUAUGAUGGUUUUCCUAUGGAGACAGAUGUUCACAUGGAAGCAAUGUGGCGUAAUAUUUCGCGGACGCCACAAAUGAGGGUACUUGAGUUUUAUAUUGUGUACAACCCGUUAUCUCAAGUACGUGUGGAUGUAGACGACUGUGCGGAUGUAGACGACUGUACGGAUGUAGACGACUGUGUGGAUGUAGACGAUGGUGAUGAUUUUAGUGAUGAAGAUGAGGAAGAAGAACACUUCUACGGGGCCGUUGCUGAUGACAACGAGGAUGAUGAUGAUGAUGACAUCGGUGGUGAGAAUGGAGAUGGCACCCAUGGUGAGAAUGUCGGUGCUGGUAAAGAGUUUGAAUUGGGGAUGGUUUUUAGUUCGAGGCAUGCUGUCCAGACAUGCGCGACGAGUUAUCACAUUGCAGCUAAUAAAGAAUACAAGAGCAGUCAAACAAUUGGUAAAACAAUAGUUCUUGUGUGUGUGAACAAUGACACUUGCAAUUGGAGAUUGCGUGCGUCGCUUUUAAAAGGCGAGACAGAUUGGAUGAUAACAAGAUAUAACGGCCCCCACCAAUGCAGCGGCCAAUCAAUUAACCAAGACCAUCGCAAUUUAAGAGCGCGACAGAUAGCUGAACACAUCGACACACAAUUGCAUCUGCAACGUGACAUUAGGAUUAAAACGCUUCAAGAGGGCAUUUUUCAAAAACUGCGAGUUAGGCCUGGAUACAAAAAAACUUGGUAUGCCAAGGAAAAGGCCAUUGCAAACAAGUUCGGACAAUGGGACGACUCUUUCAAGGAGAUUUGUAAUUUUAUGACGAAUGUCACCGUUGCUAAUCCCAGGACAGUCUGGCAUGCUACCGGUACACCAAUUGAAAACAAUCCACAAUUCAGAACUUUCAAGCAUAUGUUUUGGACUUACGAGCCAGUGGUGAAGGGUUUUCAGUAUUGCAAGCCUGUGGUGUACAUCGACGACACCCACACAUAUGGAAAAUACGAAAUGACUUUGCUGAUUGCUUCUGCAAUUGAAGGAAACAAUCACAUCAUGCCGAUAGCUUUUGCCAUUGUGAAGUCGGAAACUGCCGCAUCCUGGAGGUAUUUCAUGAGGAUGUUGAAGAGGUAUGUUUUGGGUGAGCGAAAGGUGUGUAUCAUAUCUGAUCGCGGCUCCGGUAUUAUGAGUGCCAUGGAGGGGCCUGAGUGGGCGGGUGAUACCCACAAGUGGUGUAUUAGACACCUAGUGAGCAACUUCCACAACGCCUUCAAGAAAAAAUAUCUCAAAGAGCUUGCUGAAAAAGCUGGUAAUUUUCUUGUCAUUUAAUAUAAUACAUGAAUUUUUGGUUGAUGG